This is a messenger RNA of Scedosporium apiospermum, 1056 nucleotides long. Its product is annotated as Aminobutyraldehyde dehydrogenase. Lineage: Eukaryota; Fungi; Ascomycota; Sordariomycetes; Microascales; Microascaceae. Gene Ontology annotation, molecular function: oxidoreductase activity, acting on the aldehyde or oxo group of donors, NAD or NADP as acceptor. The transcript is spliced from 5 exons. The record is from RefSeq and is a predicted model, not a curated record. The coding region runs from base 1 to 1056 and encodes 351 amino acids. Gene Ontology annotation, biological process: mycotoxin biosynthetic process.
AUGGACCAGCCAUCCAUUUACGUAGGCAAAGGCCCAGGGGUGGACAAGGCUUGGGAGGCCAUCACAGGCGAUGUCGGCGAUCAGAUGGUAUCGAAAGAUGAGGCCCUUCGGCUUGGGCUAGCGCCAGACUCCAUGACGAUAAAGCAUCCCGUCACAGGCGUUGAAGGAUUCCGCGUAGGCAUGGAAGUCUUUCACCAACUCCACUGCCUUAACCUUCUCCGCCAAUUCUCCUUCAAGGAGUAUUAUUCUCAUACUGGGGGCGACGUGGAAACGGACGAGGAGGACUUGAGAGGCCAUAGCGACAUUGGCGUCUUCAGCUUCCGUCAUUUUGAAGGGAGUGAGGGCCAUUGGCCGGAUUACGCCACUACGCAUACGUGCCGCAACUUUGACAAGAUUAGAGAGUGGGCUACUGAGAAUGCCGUGGCUCUCACUGAGGCUGGGCUCCCCGCAGGGUGCAUCAACUUCCUCCCCUGCAGUCCGGAGCGAGCACCAGAAAUUACUGGAUUUGCCGUGAAGCACCCGAAAGUUCGCCACAUCAACUUUACAGGCAGCGAGCGCACCAUUAUUGCUGGCUGGGCGGCGUCGUGUCUAAAAAAGUGCGUCUUCAAACUUGGUGGAAAGGCUCCUGUGAUUGUCCGCCAGGAUGCCAACAUCGAUGAUGCUGUAGAGGCGAUUGUGUUCGGCGGUCUCGCCAACAAUGAAGGUGUAACUAGGGAUAUGGACCUAGACCAUAAAGAGUCCUUUGGCCCUGUCAUGAUACUCAUAGAGUUCGAGACGGAUGAAUCUGCUGUCCAGUUGGCCAACGAUAGUGAAUUCUCUCUCUGUGCGAGCAUAUUCUCCUGCAACGUCAUGAGGGCCAUGGACCUAGCCAAGGAGAUUCGAGCUAGUAGUUGCCACAUGAACGGGCCAACCGUGUAUAUCGAACCGACGCUGCCCAACGGAGGAGUCGGCGGGAGCAGUGGCUAUGGUCGUUUUGGUGGAAUUUCCGGUGUGGAAGAGUUUACGGAAAGGAAGAUAAUCAGUUUGGCACAGCCGGGUAUGAAGUACAAUUUCUAA